AGUCAUUAAAACAGUAUUGUUCAAUCUGUUGUUUUGAUGAAAGAAGAAGAUUGUAUCUUAAAGAUUCAAGAGGACGAAACAUAAAUAUAGCUACACACGAUGAUUAUUUUGACGUUUCUCGUCUGCAUUUGUGGCGAUGCGCGCGAGAUACAACUCCGUGCGCUGAUUAACGCGGUGUAGAUUUUUCUAUUUAUAAGUUUGUGUCGCAAAGUUCGUACAAUUGAUUCAACACGGCACAAGUUUCUGUCUUAGGGAAAAAAGUGUUUGUGAUAAUUAUUUAUAGAGACUAAACGCCUCGAUUGUUGUGCAAAAAUGUCGGAAGAACUCUCCGGUAUAACCAUAGUGAUAUUCAUAGCAGCAGGUGUUCUAACGAUAUUAUUGCUGUUUAUCUUCGCGAAACGGCAAAUUAUGAGAUUUACUCUGAGAUCUCGCCGAGGUCCUCAUAUUCCCAUAGGACACGAUGCGAAGAAGUCCUUGAAGAGGGAAAUAGAGAGGAGAAUAGAGGUGAUACCUAGAAUUCAAUAUGAACCGCAACUCAUCAGUGAUCCUAGAUAUAUCCUGACUUCAGGUGGUCAAGCUCCGCCACAUUAUUACAGGCUGAAAGCAGUUGAUGAUGUAAAAAGCUUAGAAUCAGAGAUUACAAAAUACGACAAUUGUCUAAAGAGACAUCCUUCGGAAAAUCUAAGAGCAUACCUGCUCACCACACUUGCUACUCCGUUGAAUGGAAGUGGCCAGCGUUUGAUUCACCAGUUCUGUGAUCUCUAUGAGCAUGCAAGACACGACCCUACCGAAUUUGGUGACGAGGAAUACCAAGUGUACACUCGCCUGUUCCUUAAGUUAAUGGAUGCGGCACGUUUAUUAAAGUCGUAUCCAAGUAGCAGAAAGUCCAGUCCUAGUCGCACGCCGAUUAAGAAGAGCGUCGAGACAAAGAGGAAUAUUCUGGAGCCCAGAAUGCGUCCGCCCGAGGAACAGAUCCUAACCGGCUCGAGGCCCAAUACUCUAACAGUGAUGACGUUAGACAAUAGUGAAACGUCCGUGUAGCAUUAUGAGUGUCGUCACAUGUAACAUAUGUGACGAGAAAAUUUUAGAUAGGUACGGCACUGAAAUAAUUCGUACGGGAAUUAUGUGACGAAGGAAGAUGAAAUAUUUAGUUUAGUUAGGGAUCGUUAUAUAAUAUGCAUUUUUACUUUUACAACAAUUGCACUUGUGGUCACUACCUUAUUUGAGUUGAGUACCAGUAUUACAGCGUGAAUAAUGCAUAUUUUAUAGGAACAAGGUGUAUAUGGACAAAUGCGUUUUUCUUCCGAUUUUUCUUUAAUAUUUACAUUCGUAUGAUUUUAUAUUUAUAUACAUCUGAAAGCCUUAUAAAGUAACAUUUUCGUGUUCUUUGUGCAUCGACAUCGCGCUUAUAAAAUAUUUUAACGAGUACUGAUGUACAUAUGAAAAAAAGAAGAGUAGUGAUAAUCGACUUAGAAAGUUACUAGUAGACUUUUUUUACAGAGUCUACUUUAUAAUAUGUAAUUCUUUAGAUGUCAAUAGUACUAAACCGGUAAUUACUAAUCGCGAUAAACUGAAGUUUACGUUUUUUUUCUCUUUCGUGAUUGACUCUUCAAAUAGUUAAUAUAAAAUACACGUGUACACGUUCGAUCGUAUAAAUCUACAUAUCUUUAAUGAAAUUCAGGAGAACGUUUAAACCAACAAAAGAAUAGAAAUUUUCACGUUUUUUAAAUAUUCAUUUUUUGACAAUGACG
Harpegnathos saltator (Jerdon's jumping ant) is the source of this 1751-nucleotide messenger RNA. RefSeq lists its product as uncharacterized. The transcript is spliced from 4 exons. NCBI's taxonomy places the organism in Eukaryota, Metazoa, Arthropoda, Insecta, Hymenoptera, Formicidae. The record is from RefSeq and is a predicted model, not a curated record. The coding region runs from base 313 to 1041 and encodes 242 amino acids.